AUGCAAAGAAAACCCUGCAUCCUGCAGCAGCAGCAACAGCAGCAGCAGCAGCAGCAGCAGCAGCAGCAGCAGCAGAAGCGGGGAAGCAGAAUGAGAAGAGUUUGCCUGCUAGUAGCCUGGAGAGUUGCUGCAGCAGAUGGGGUCUUUCUGCUGCAGCAGCAGCAGCAGCAGCGCCAGUUGUAUCAGCAGCAGCAGCAGCAGCAGCAGCAGCAGCAGCAGCAGAGUGAUGAGGCAAAGACAGCCGCACGAGAAAGGAGACGGUGUCUGUGA
This is a messenger RNA of Eimeria mitis, 270 nucleotides long. RefSeq lists its product as uncharacterized. Bases 1 to 270 code for a protein of 89 amino acids. Lineage: Eukaryota; Apicomplexa; Conoidasida; Eucoccidiorida; Eimeriidae. The record is from RefSeq and is a predicted model, not a curated record. The transcript has 2 exons.